AUGGCUUCUGAUUCUUCACCCAUCAACAAUGGUCCUUCAUCUCCAACAAUUCCCCUUCAAGCUCAACCGGCAACACCUUCUCCUCCCUUGGCGAUGCUUCUCGCCGCAAUCAUCGUCGUUGAACUCUUCCAUGACAUCCGCCUUCGAUACCCCGCCAGUGCAUUGUUCCCGGUUGUCUCGAUAUUGGUGACCCUGUGUAUACUUGUCUAUAUUGUGAAAGCUCCAGAUUUAUUAUAUAAUUUGAUUCAUGGUCAUGAUAGUAAGUCUUUACAGUUUCAGAAGAAAAUUCGGUAUUAUAAUAGUAUGUUUGCUUUCACUUCUCUUGGUGGUAAAGUAAUAGACUCAGUGAAUGAUGGAACUGGCCCACCACAAUUCAUCAUAAGUGGUCAAAAUUAUCAUAGGAUUGGAAGUUUAUUACCUCAGGCUGGUCAAGUUCCGAAAUUUGCCCAAUUAUACAUAUAUGACACAGAACAUGAGUUAACGCAUAGAGAAGGAAUAUUUGGGCAAAGUUCAAAUAUAGAUAGACAGCUGAUAAUUGAUUUGAUCCAAAUGAUUGAUCAACACAAUCCUAUAGCACAAUCAUUUAGAAGAGUGAGGGAAUUCCAUGAGAAUCACCCGUCUGAGAUGUUUUCUUUGAAAUUGUUUAGUCAAAGAGAACGUGAUCGAAGAGUUUAUAAUUAUCCUUCGUGCGAUGAAGUUGCUGCUUUGGUUGUUGGUGAUUUUGAUUCUUCUGAUACUGGUCGUGAUGUCAUUGUUAAAUCUGCAGCUGGCCAACUUCAAAGAAUAUAUGAGACACAUGCUUUAUACUGGCCAUUGCAAUAUCCCUUGCUUUUUCCUUACGGGGAAGAUGGUUAUCAAUUGGGUAUUCCUUAUCGAGAUAUUCAAGAUAUAAAUGUUGCAGGGAAAAGGACUAGAGUAUCCAUGCGAGAAUUUAUCUGUUUUCGUUUGCAAAUGAGAGAGGAUGAGGAUAGCAUUAUUCAUAAGUCUAGAAGAUUGUUCCAACAGUUUGUUGUUGAUUCAUUCUCUAUGAUUGAGUCACAGAGGCUUUAUGAAAUCAGGAAAAAACAGAGCACAAUUAGAGGAGAAGUCUUACAAGGUAUUGAAGAAGCUAUGCGACGCGGUGAUACUGAAGCAUCAUCAAUUGGUACUCGAGUGAUUUUGCCUUCUUCCUUCACUGGUGGUAAACGUUACAUGUUUAAUAAUUGCCAAGAUGCUAUGGCUAUUUGUAAGCAUUUUGGAUAUCCAGAUCUAUUUCUUACCCUUACUUGCAAUCCUAACUGGCCUGAGUUUCAAAGAUAUACUAAUCGUGAUCAAGUUCCAAUUGCUGAUCGGCCAGACAUUGCUUGCCGAGUCUUUCAUGCUAAGAUGAAGUGUCUUCUUAAUGAUCUUAAGAGUGGUGUUUUUUUUGGUCCUCUUAAUGCAGGUAUGUAUACAAUUGAGUUUCAAAAAAGAGGUUUGCCACAUGCACAUAUUCUACUUUGGCUUGAUGGAAGGAAUAGAUUGCAGAAUAUUGAAAUUGUUGAUGAGUUAAUUUGUGCGGAACUUCCUAAUCCUAUGAAGUUUCCACAUUUGUAUAGUGUGGUUAGUAAAUACAUGAUUCAUGGCCCUUGUGGUAGGGUAAGACCAACUUCUCCAUGCAUGAAAGAUGGAAGAUGCUCCAAGUUUUAUCCGAAGCAGUUUGUUAAUUAUACGAGUUUUGAUGAAGAUGGUUAUCCUAUUUACAAGCGUCGAGAUAUUGGUGUUACAGUUAAAAGUCAUGGUGUUGAUCUUGAUAAUAGAUUUGUUGUUCCAUAUAAUCCAUUAUUGUUGAUGAAGUACCAGGCUCAUAUUAAUUUGGAAUUUUGCAACAAGUCAAAUGUUAUAAAGUAUCUUUUCAAGUACAUUAACAAGGGUCCAGAUCGUGUAACUGCAACUAUUAGUCAUUCAACUGAGACAACUCAUUCUUUUGAAGUGGUUGAUGAGAUCAAACAGUAUUAUGAUUGUCGGUAUCUUUCACCUUGUGAAUCUAUGUGGAGAAUUUUUGCAUAUGAAAUUCAUCAUAGAUGGCCACCUGUGCAAAGACUCAGAUUUCAUUUACCUAAUCAGCAGCAUGUUGUGUUCGAUGAUCAUGAUACUAUUGGCUCUGUUUUAAUAAGAAAUAGAGAUUUGAUGACAAUGUUUACUGCUUGGAUGAUGGCUAAUCGAACAUAUGUUGAAGGACGAACACUAACAUAUGUUGAGUUCCCAAGUAAAUUUGUUUAUGAUUUACAAUCUCGACAGUGGAAACCAAGAAGAAGGGGAUUUUCUAUAGGAAGAUUGAGUUUUGUUCAUCCUUCAACUGGUGAGCUGUUCUAUAUGCGUAUGCUUCUCAAUGUGCAAAGAGGAUGCACCAGUUUUCGAAGUAUAAGGACUGUCAAUUCUGUUUUAUAUGAUACAUUCCAAGAGGCAUGUUCUGCUAUGGGUUUUUUAAUAGAUGAUAAUGAGUUUGUCUUGGCCAUUAAUGAAGCGGCUGAGUUAUCUUCUGGCGCCCAAUUGAGAAAACUUUUUGUUUCAUUGUUAAUAUCUGGUUCUGUCUCUAGGCCCGUUUUAGUUUGGAAUCAAACUUGGAAAUAUUUAUCUGAUGAUAUCAUUUAUUACAGGCGAAGUGAGCUUCAUUUUCCAGGAAUAACAAUGACUGACGAAGAGUUACAAACAUUUUGUCUAAUAGAGAUAGAGAAAUUGCUACAGGCCAAUGGAAAAUCAUUAAGAGAUUUUGCUGGUAUGCCGCUUCCUAAUGUUAAUUUGGUCUCGCAAUUUAGUAAUUCUUUGGUGUUGCGUGAAUUAGAAUAUGACAUUUCUGUGAUGCUUGAAGAACACGAUUCAAAUUUUCCAAAGUUGAAUGAAGAACAGAAGUCAAUCUAUGAUAGGAUUAUACAUUGUGUUACUAACAAGGAACACGGGUUGUUUUUCAUUUAUGGAUUUGGUGGGACUGGAAAAACUUUUUUGUAUAGACUCUUAUCUGCCAAAUUGCGUUCUCAAAGAAGAAUUGUUAUUAAUGUUGCUUCAAGUGGAAUUGCUUCAUUAUUGUUACCUGGUGGUAAGACAGCUCAUUCUAUGUUUGGUAUCCCAAUUGAAUUGAAUGAAGAUACUAUUUGUAGAAUUCGAAAGAUAGUCCUAAGGCUGAUUUAA
Messenger RNA from Arachis stenosperma, 3147 nucleotides. RefSeq lists its product as uncharacterized. Gene Ontology annotation, biological process: telomere maintenance; DNA repair. Gene Ontology annotation, molecular function: DNA helicase activity. Lineage: Eukaryota; Viridiplantae; Streptophyta; Magnoliopsida; Fabales; Fabaceae. The coding region runs from base 1 to 3147 and encodes 1048 amino acids. The transcript is spliced from 7 exons. The record is from RefSeq and is a predicted model, not a curated record.